Molecule: messenger RNA, 2250 nt
Organism: Erinaceus europaeus (western European hedgehog)
Lineage: Eukaryota; Metazoa; Chordata; Mammalia; Eulipotyphla; Erinaceidae
Gene: LHX3
Product: LIM homeobox 3
Exons: 6
Coding region: 1-1203 (400 amino acids)
Biological process (GO): neuron differentiation; regulation of transcription by RNA polymerase II
Cellular component (GO): nucleus
Molecular function (GO): DNA-binding transcription factor activity, RNA polymerase II-specific; RNA polymerase II transcription regulatory region sequence-specific DNA binding
Source: RefSeq, a predicted model, not a curated record
AUGCUGCUGGAAACCAAGCUCGAGCGGGACCGAGAUCGACCCGGUGCCACCGCGGCUGCUGUCUGCACCUUCAGUGGAACUCAUGAGAUCCCGCUGUGCGCAGGCUGUGACCAGCACAUCCUGGACCGCUUCAUCCUCAAGGCCCUGGACCGGCACUGGCACAGUAAGUGCCUCAAGUGUAGCGACUGCCACACACCGCUGGCCGAGCGCUGCUUCAGCCGUGGGGAGAGUGUCUACUGCAAGGACGACUUCUUCAAGCGCUUCGGGACCAAGUGCGCCGCGUGCCAGCUGGGCAUCCCGCCCACGCAGGUGGUGCGGCGCGCCCAGGACUUCGUGUACCACCUACACUGCUUCGCCUGCGUCGUGUGCAAGCGGCAGCUGGCCACGGGUGACGAGUUCUACCUCAUGGAGGACAGCCGGCUGGUGUGCAAGGCGGACUACGAGACGGCCAAGCAGCGAGAAGCCGAAGCCACAGCCAAGCGCCCGCGCACAACCAUCACCGCCAAGCAGCUGGAGACGCUCAAGAGCGCUUACAAUACGUCGCCCAAACCCGCGCGUCACGUACGGGAGCAGCUGUCCUCUGAGACCGGCCUGGACAUGCGGGUGGUGCAGGUGUGGUUCCAGAACCGUCGCGCCAAGGAGAAGAGGCUGAAGAAGGACGCGGGCCGACAACGCUGGGGACAGUAUUUCCGUAACAUGAAGCGUUCUAGGGGCAGCUCCAAGUCCGACAAGGACAGCGUCCAGGAAGAGGGACAGGACAGCGAUGCAGAGGUCUCCUUCACCGAUGAGCCCUCCAUGGCUGAAAUGGGCCCUGCCAAUGGGCUCUAUGGAAGCUUGGGGGAGCCCACACCAGCCCUAGGUCGGCCCACAGGAACCCCUGGUAGCUUUUCCUUAGAGCACGGAGGCCUGACUGGCCCAGAGCAGUACCGAGAGCUGCGCCCUGGCAGCCCCUAUGGAGUCCCCCCAUCCCCGGCUACACUACAGAACCUCCCAGGCCCUCAGCCCCUCCUCUCCAGCUUGGUGUACCCAGAUGCCAGCUUGGGUCUCCUGCCUGCAGGAGCUCCCAGUGGACCCCCUCCCAUGAGGGUGCUGGCAGGGAAUGGACCCAGCUCUGACCUAUCCACUGGGAGCAGUGGGGGCUACCCCGACUUCCCUGCCAGCCCUGCUUCCUGGCUGGAUGAGGUGGACCACGCUCAGUUCUGACCAUGGCCCCUGGCUCCACUGAGCACUGGACCUGAGGGGUGCAGGCAACAAUGCCGGUUCAGCAGUUGACCUGGAGCUAUGUUCCCAGCUUUUCCUGAAGUCCUGGGCCUCUGCAGGAGGCAGGUGCCACUGGCAAGGGGACUGGAUGAGGAUAUGCUGGAGGGGUCAUCUCUGCAGACUGCUCAUCCCCACAGCCUUUGGGGUAGAGGGACUUUCUGGAUCUUUGCUGCUCCUCCAGACUGCAGCCACCGCUGGAAAGCCUGGCUUUGUAAGCAGAUUUCUCCCUCUAUUGCCUAAUGAACUGAGCUGCUGCUGCUGCUGUUUCAAACAGGAAGUGUCACCUUUGCUCUGAGCCCUUAGAUUGGAACAUGCUUUAAUUUCUAAAACUGAAACUUUCGGAUAAUUGUGCCCAGGCUCCUGGUGUGAGCUCCCAGCUGCUCUGGAUACCCCAAACAUCCCUCAAACUUUGGGCCUAGAAAUCUAUCCCCAUUGGUGGCAGCAAGAGGGGAAGGGGUAGGCUUGUGUCUUUCUGGGUCACUAAAGAAGGGAUCCACCUUCCUCCCCAGAAAAUGUCUUGGCCCUUUUGCCUCAGUGAGUGUCUCUAGUGUCUGUUCUUCUACAGGCCCCUGGCCUUGAAGAAGGGGCCCUUCUUCUCCUGACUCAGUUCUUUAAACCCCAGAGGAGAUUCCUCCCCAUCCAGACUCAGUUCUCAUGCCUCACUCCCUUCCUCCAUGCCCAGCAUCUAAGCUGCUCCCAGCCCAGGAUUUCCAUUGCCAAACAGGCUCCAACACUCCCUUGGAACCAGCUCUGACUGCCCAGGCAGUUCUUGCCCCACAACAUGCACUGGAGAAGGUGAGGGGACAGGCUCCUCUGGCAGACACUCCUGCACUUACUGCACCUCAGCCAUGGCCUAGACAUGCAGGCUGGCUGCUGUACACCAGCCCCAUGAACCUGCAUCUGUGAAUUCUGUGAAUGUCCUGUGUCUUUUAUUUAUUCUCUGGCGAUUGGCUCUUUACAAGACUUCAAUAAAUUUGUCAGUUACAGUCA